UGAAUGCCGGCAUUUGACAUUUCUUUGUCCUCUUCAUACAUUUUACCUCCUCCGUUGGGUCUCAAUAAAAAAUAAUAAUUUGCUAUAAUACCACGUAAGCCCAAACAACUAACACUGUUUUCGAAUUUAAAUUGUUGAAAUGAGGGGAAUGUAUCGAUUGGCCUCAUUAAACAACUUGCUAUUGCAGCUGGUAUUGGCAGUAAUAGUAACGUUAUCCGUAGCGGACGUUCCUCGUCCGAUAGGUGUACCGCUAUACAAAGCUUCGCUGUACACACCUCGAUCUGACGAAAGUUGGGUAUGUCUAGAUGGCAAAAACACAAUUCGUCAUACACAGAUCAACGACGAUUUUUGCGACUGUGAAGACGGCAGCGAUGAACCAGGAACUUCAGCUUGCUCGAAUGGUAUUUUUAACUGUGAAAAUGUAGGAUUCCGUCAAGAAGACAUACAAAGUACACGUGUGAAUGAUGGAAUCUGCGAUUGCUGUGAUGGCAGUGACGAAUAUACCGAUAGUGCUAAUAAAUGUCCAAACACUUGUUUGGAACUGGGACGAGCGGAGGAAGAGAUAAAACGUUCACAAGCAGAUUUACAUAAACGCGGUAGUGAGAUACGCGCAGAAUUGAUUAGCAAAGGUAAACAAAUGAGAACCGAACGAGAGGCAAGACGUAAAGUUUUGCAACAAAGACGAAAUGAGCAGGAAGCUGUGAAGGCGGAAAAAGAGGAAUUGAAAAGAAAUGCCGAAGCCGCAGAAGCGGAAGCACUUGAGAUAUACAAGGAGCAACAGCGUGAAAAAGAUGCGGCUGCGGCUGAGGCAGCAAAAUCACAAGAAGACACACAGACAAUGCGGUAUGAGGCUGAGGCGGCAUUUAUCAAAUAUGACACAAACAAGGAUGGUUUUGUGGAAGUGACCGAGUUAAUGGUAGACAUGACCCUUGAUCGUGACCGCAAUGGCAUUGUAACUGUGGAAGAAGCCAAGUAUUUCCUUGAUGAACGUGAUCGCAUCGAUUUAGAUUCAUUUUUUGAUUUGUCAUGGCCACGUAUUAAACCCAUCAAAAUGUUGGCUGAAGGUAUUUUUAAACCACCAACUCCAGAAGGUGAUGAACAUUCGGAACAAGAAAGUAUUGAAGCGGAAGGCGAAACUGCGGCCACAGUGGAGGGAUCAGAUCAAUUCUCAAACGAAGAAGGUCGGGAACAUGAAGGUGCCUAUGGAGAGGAAGAUCUUUAUGAGGAUGAAGAUGGUGAAGCUGAUGUUGGUGUAGGAACCGUGUCUGACGAAACACACCCGGAGCCUGAAUAUGAUCCCGAAACCAAACGUUUAAUAGAUCUAGCGAACGAGGCGCGCAAUGCCUACUCCGAUGCCGAGCAAAAAGUACGCGAAAUCGAUAACGAGAUUAAAGACAUCGAGGAUCAGACUACAAAGGAUUAUGGGCUUUAUGAAGAAUAUGCUGCACUUGAUGGCGAAUGUUUUACAUUUGAAGAACGAGAAUAUCUUUAUACGCUUUGUCCUUUCGAUCGCGCUUCACAAAAACAACGCAGCAGUGGGUCAGAAACAAACUUGGGACGAUAUGAGCAAUGGAAUGGAGAUGGUGAUAAAAAGUACGAGAAACAAAAGUAUGCGCAUGGAACUGCCUGUUGGAAUGGACCGCAACGCACAACAAUUGUUGACUUCAAAUGUGGUCUGGAACAUAAAAUUAUAUCUGUAACAGAACCUAAUCGUUGUGAAUACAACUAUUUGUUUGAAACACCAGCUGCUUGUGAUGGUGUUGUUGCAGAAGACAUACGUCAACGAGAUGAACUUUAAAAUAAGGAGUAAGUUGAAUUGAGC
Molecule: messenger RNA, 1822 nt
Organism: Zeugodacus cucurbitae (melon fly)
Lineage: Eukaryota; Metazoa; Arthropoda; Insecta; Diptera; Tephritidae
Gene: GCS2beta
Product: glucosidase 2 subunit beta
Exons: 2
Coding region: 140-1798 (552 amino acids)
Biological process (GO): N-glycan processing
Cellular component (GO): glucosidase II complex
Molecular function (GO): calcium ion binding
Source: RefSeq, a predicted model, not a curated record